AUGGUAAUAGUAAUCGACACACUUGCAGAAACAGCUAUUUCUAAUCUGUUGGGGGCUGUAACCACUUUAUUGAAAGAGAAGGUGGACCUCAUACGGAAUGCCAAAGACGAUCUCAAAAGGCUCAAUAGGAAGCUGGAACGGUUGCAGAAAGCCCUCAAAGCAGCAGAUUGCAAGCCCUUUUUCAGUAAUGAGCGUGAUAGAGAUCUAGAGAUAGAGCUGAAGGACAUUUUCUAUGAUGCCCAGGACAUCAUCGAAGAAUACCAAAACAUGGUUGACCUCAGCAAAAGGGAGAAGGAUUCUAUGACUUCAUUGAACAAGGUAAGAAAUCCCUGGAUCACUCUGUGCUCUUGCUUUAAAGAACAUGUAUCUGCUUCUUACCAACUUGGCAAAGAAAUUAAAUACAUAAACCAAAGGCUUGAUGGAAUAGAAAACGAUAGUAAAAUGGUAGAUUUGCUCAACAGGACACCAAAACAGAGUAGUGGUGAGGGUCCUAUUGGUGAUGAACAUAACAAUCCUAGAGAGACAACCCAUCACAUAAGUACUGCCCAACCACCCAUAGGCAGGGUGAACGAUAAGGAGACAGUAAAAAAACUCUUGCUUGAUGGCUCUACAGAGAAUAGUGUCCUAGGAAGUUGUGGUGUUUCUAUUGUAUCUAUUGUAGGUCAAGGUGGGAUUGGGAAAACUACUCUUGCAAAAAUGGUUUUUAAGGAAGCCGAAGAACAGUUUGGGAAACAUAGGUGGUGGGUUUGUGUUUCAGAGAAGCCAACCCGUAUGGGUUUGCUGCGAAAGAUAGUAAAGGAAGUAUGCCAGAGAUCGGAAAGAGAACUUGAGGGUACCGCUUUGACUGCCUUGUGUACACAAUUACAAAGUGAGCUCUCGAAGAGCAAGUUUUUGUUGGUCUUAGAUGAUGUGUGGGAAUUAGGUUGGUGGAGGGGAGAGGUAGAGGACACCCUGAUGGGAGGUGCAAAGGAGAGCAAGAUUUUGAUCACUAGUAGAAAGGUUGAAGUCUCCCAAUGGAUUGGUGCUAAAAUGCAUAAAUUACCAGAAAUGACUUUCGAGGAAAGUUGGAGCUUGUUUCUGGAUGUGGCAUGGAAAGAUGAAAAUGAGUUGGUGAGUUACAAUUUGAAAGGUAUUGGGGAGAGGAUAGUGGCCAAGUGUGGUGGGUUGCCGCUUGUAGUCCAAACAGUAGGGUCCUUAAUGCGUACAAAAAGGAUGACGAAAGCUGUCUGGGAAAGCGUUGAGAAGAGUGAGAUAUGGGAAUGGAAGAUGCCUGCCUCAUCACCAUCUUCUGAAAUAUAUGGUAGCAUUCUUCCUGGUCUCAUGCUGAGCUAUGAUGACUUGCCACAUGAUUUGAAGAGUUGUUUUGUGUAUUGCUGCAUUUAUCCAAAGGAUUAUGAAAUUGAAAAGGGGAGUUUGGUCAAGCAAUGGGUGGCACAUGGAUUGAUUGACCAAAAGAAAGGCACUGAUGUGGAAGAGACAGCAAAUAAAUAUAUUGAUGAUUUGAUAAAUCGGUGUUUGUUUGAAGAAACUGAAUAUAAGGAAAUCAAAUUGCAUGACAUUUUGCAUGACCUUGCCUCGUAUAUAGGUGGAAAGGAAUAUAGCCAUGCCUCUGCUUCUGAGCACACCCGCCAUCUGUCAUUACUUGGUGCAGACGAUGCAAAAGUGGCCAUGCAAUAUAAGGCCUCAGCAGCAGCACACAAGGUGCGGACAUUGUUGAGUAAAUACUUGUCUUCGGUUGAAUUCACAAAUUUCAAGUGGUUGAGGGUGUUGUCAUUGAUGGGAUGUCAGAUGGAUAAGCUACCGAACUCUUUCGAAUGUCUUUCACUUCUAAAAUAUCUUGAUCUAUGCUCUUCUAAUGUGGAACGGUUGCCCAGUUCAAUCGGUAGACUAUGGAACUUGCAAACACUAGAUUUAAGUUAUAGUGAAAUUAAAGAGUUGCCCAAGGAAAUGGGCGAACUGUGCAACUUGAGGUAUCUUGGGCUGAAAGGAACAAGGUGUUUGGAAUUUAUAGCUGAAGGCUUGGGGAAGCUUACCAAUUUACGGACCCUGCAUAAGUUUCUUGUAUGCGAUGACAAAGGGGACACAAGAGGAUGCAAUAUUAGGGAACUAGAAAACUUGAACAAACUGAAAGGGGAAUUGUUAAUAGAAGGUUUGGGUGGGGGAAGGGUGAAAGUAAUUGACGCAGAGAAAGCACAACUUAAUGAGAAGCAUGAGCUAAAUGGUGUAGAAUUAAACUUCAAGGUGGGAGAGGAAGACAAAGUGGAUAGUGCUUCUGAACAGAGGAGUUUGCUGGAUGCUUUGGAACCUCCACAUGGCAUAGAGAGGUUGAGAAUUUGUGAUUAUGAAGGAGAUAGGCCUGCGUGGUUUUUGGACACCACCAACUAUGUGGAGCUGCGGACACUACAGCUGCGACGUUGCCCAUUGUUGGCAACAGUGAUAGGAAUUAAAUCAUUGGAACAAUUGGAGGUCAGCGCCUGCCCAACAUUGUGUGAAUUGCCAAGCAUGCCUCUGCUGAAGAACUUGUGGGUGGACGGAUGUAAUAUGCUGAAAAGUCUUGCUAAUAUGCCGGCCUUGGAGUCGUUGAAGCUAAACUAUUGUGGCAGCCUCGAGCAAGUAGCUGAGAUGCCUGCACUCAUGUCACUGUGGAUGUACAGAUGCAAUAUGCUGAAGACUCUUGCUAAUAUUCCGGCCUUGGAGUCAUUGGUGGCGAGAGAUUGUGACAGCCUAGAGCAAGUUGCUGAGAUGCCUGCACUGAGGUCAUUGGAGGUGGGCAGAUGUAAUAUGCUGCAGACUCUUGCUAAUAUGCCGACCUUGGAGUCUUUGCAGGUGGAUGAAUGUGGCAGCCUAGAGCAAGCAGCUGAGAUGUCUGCACUGAGGUCACUAAGGGUGUACGAAUGUAAGCUGAAGACUCUUGCUAAUAUGCCGGCCUUGGAGUCCUUGAACGUGUCUGAAUGUGGCAGCAUAGAGCAAGUAGUUGAGAUGCCUGCACUCAGGUCAUUGAGUGUGUACGGAUGUAAUGGGCUGAAGGCUCUCGCUAGCAUGCCUGCCUUGGAGUCGCUGGCUGUGAGAGCUUGUAAUGCUCUGAAGCAGGUCCCUACUCGCCUUCCUUCACUUAAGAUACUGACAAUGGAUAGAUUGGCCAACUGGGAGGGGUGGCCAGCAGCUGGAACAGGGGAAACAACAUUUACUUCUAUGUCAUGCCUAAGAGAGGCGUAUUUUUACAAAUGUCCACAAAUGCAGACACAAGGCAUGAUUGAUGAGUUGAAAGGGCUCCAAACUCUGAGAGUGACGAAUUGCCCAAGUGCAAGAUUGGGAUGGAAAUUGCUUAAUCACAUGCCUAACCUCAUUUACUUGGAACUAGAUAGAGCAGCUUUGGAAUCAACACUGCCAUCGCCAUUGCCAUUGGAGGACAACAAAACUGGAGAUCUCAAAUGGGGAAAGGUGCCUGACUGGGUGUGGGCUCUCUCCCAACUGGAGGAAUUGUGCCUACGCCGUUUCACUGAUGACAUUAGCUUGGGAGGCCACUGGUUAUGCCUCCCGAAACUGAAAGAACUACGGCUUUAUGACUUCCCCAAUCUCAAGUCUCUGAUGGACGUCAAUAAUAUUACUUUCCAACAAAAUGAAACAACAUGUCCUACUGAUGCAAAGCAACAGAUUACCUGCCUCUUGAAGCUUGAACACUUAGGUAUUUACAGUUGCCCUGCACUCGAUCUACCGCAGGAGUUAAGAGACCGUCUUGGAAGGAGAUUAGCAUUAUAG
Messenger RNA from Nymphaea colorata (pocket water lily), 3759 nucleotides. RefSeq names its product disease resistance protein RGA2-like. The record is from RefSeq and is a predicted model, not a curated record. Bases 1 to 3759 code for a protein of 1252 amino acids. Gene Ontology annotation, molecular function: ADP binding; protein binding. The transcript is spliced from 2 exons. Lineage: Eukaryota; Viridiplantae; Streptophyta; Magnoliopsida; Nymphaeales; Nymphaeaceae. Gene Ontology annotation, biological process: defense response to other organism.